ACACCGCGGCGAGUUUCAGUUCGCGCCCGAUCGCCUUACGCGUCACUACUCCCGUCCACCCCAGUGUUUACCGACGCCAAGCUCGUAGUAGCUCCGCCGACGCGGACAGUGAUCGCGAAGUGUACCAGUGGCCAGCGCGACGGAGGCGGUGCAAGGCAUGUUGAUGGCGGGCGCUCUGCCGGCCGAGUCCGAGGGCCUCCUCGCCCUGGGUGCUCUCCCCGGACAGAAGGACACCACUUGGACGAAGCUCUUCGUGGGCGGCCUCCCCUACCAUACGACGGACAAAAGCUUGAGAGAACAUUUCGCAGUGUACGGAGACAUCGAAGAGGCCGUGGUCAUCACCGACAGACAGACCAGCAAAAGCAGAGGAUACGGAUUUGUAAUAAUGGGAGACAGAGCAGCAGCGGAGCGAGCGUGUAAGGACCCAAACCCCAUCAUCGAUGGCAGGAAAGCGAACGUCAAUCUGGCGAUCUUAGGAGCGAAACCUAGAGGGAAUCUAGCGCCUGGAUUUGGUCUCGCUGCUGCGGCCGCGGCCGGCGUCCGGGCGGGAUACCCCACAGUGCUGCCUGCGCAUUAUGGGUUGUCCCCCGGUUACGUGUACGGGACCCCUAGUUACAUGGGGGCCGUCGGUGGGGUCGGAGCGAGCGUGGGCACCGGCGCCGGGGGCCUGGUGCAGCUGCCGCAGUUGCAGCACGCGGCGGCAGUAGCUGCUGCUAACCAUCUGUACGAGUACCAGGCCGCUGCCGCCCAAGGUGCUGCGGCUUAUCAGCAGCAAUAUGCUGCCGCUGGGUUCGACCCCUAUGCUACGGCUGCAGCAGCUGCAGCAGCGGCCAGCGGUGCGGGCUACGUGUCCCAGUACUACGCGUUACCAGGUGGAGGAGUGCAAGGACCUCUGUUACCACCCCUGUCAUACCCUCCGCAACUUCAAGAAGCGCGCAUGCAGUAGUUAACUGAAACAUUUUGGCUACAUGACAUAAACGAUGGCGUAAACAGAUGGCAGCACUAGACGAAACUCUGUACCUUUCAAUUUCAGUAUGACCAGAUUAAAAAACCAUGUAAUAAUGGCACUACAAGCAGUUUUUUGCAGUUUGUACUUAGCGGAAUGAAAUAAAUUAGUCUCGGCUCAAAAAGGCUAAAACUCAGAGCUGUAAAGCUAGUUAAAAGAAGAAAUUAGUUGCUUUAUUUUCCGCAACAUGGCGGAGAUGUUUUAUUUUUCUGGUCAGGCUGUAAACUGUGUUUGACUGUAUUGUUGUCACUUUUUGAUUCAUAUUGUAAAAGAGUGACAACAACAGAUUCAAGCAAUAAUGAUUUUGAAUAACUUCAAUCGUAAUCGUCUUUUGCCAUUUUUAUUGGAAUAAGCGUUACGCUAUAUUGAUACCAUCAGUAAAAACUUAAAGACAUGAAGCCACAACAUUCAUUGCAAGACUGCUGUUAUACUAGAGUUGAUUGAAAGAAAAAAAAAUCAAUCUUAAAUAAAAAUCUUUAAAGAAGCAGUUUAGUAUUUACUAUCUUAACUGAUGUAAAAAAAAUGAUGUCCAUAUUUAACAAUGGCUCUCGAAAAACUCUAGUAUAUUUAGUCUAAAGUUUAAAGAUAUUGUGGAAUAUUUAAAAAGAGAGAGAAUUCUUGUCGUAAAAAACAUCACGAUAGGUAUUGUUACCGCAUUAUACCAAAUCAUUACAAUCUGUAUCAACCAAAUAUUUUAUAAAUGACCAAAGCUAUGAGCUUUUACGUUAGAAUUAAGAUGCGAUGAGGGUACAUAAAUAAUAUGCGGAUCGGUGACGGGAUUAGGAAAUUAAGUAAGUGAAAACUUACAUAGUAACAUUUCAUAUGAGUAAGGUAUUAUAGUAGUAGCGAAUAAAAAGAGACUAAAUCAUGUCUUAUCUUCAAAUCAUUAACAUAUCGGCUUAUCGAAAGUGGAUGAUUCGUCUUUGAACUCUAUGAUUUUGACAGAGUAAUAGUUAAAGCAGUAUGAAGCUAUCAAUGAAUAUCGCUUAACGGUUGGUGAUCUAGCAGGAAGUGGGCAUCGAUCGUGGGGCUCUGCGCCCUUUUCCAGAGUGCCCAAUAUAAAAGGAGCCUGGUUAUGUAAUCUUAAAUAAUUGCUUGUGCACAUCUAAGUGAACUGUAUCAUACUAAUAAAAUCUAUGCUGACGACUCGUUAGUGGUUUGCUACAGCUUCACCAGAAGUUUUAGGAGCCUGAGCUCCUUCCAGAUUCUUCCAGAGGAAAUUUAGGAAUCUAAAAUCAGUUGGGGAUAAAACGUCUCUAAGGGCGUCUCCUGUGAGACUCGAACCUUGAAUCAGAGAGGCGUUUGAGUCAAGCGGAAAUGAACUACAUUGCUCUUAUAGAUCUAGUUCAAAACUAAUAGAAACACAAAAGUUUCAACAGUAAUAAACCUGCUAAAUUUUGAUAACACUCUUUGUCAAUGUUGCUUUUGCAAAUUAUAUGCUAAAAAGGUAACCGUAACAAAUUAGUUAUGUUUAAUUUUUUUUUGGACAGGACAGGAAAUAAUUUGUUUUUUAUGCGGUGAGCCGUGAUGUGCGCAAGCUUUAUUACGCAUAUGUAAAUUAUUUUUACCUGGUACCUAAACAUUCAGACACUGCAGCUUGUGUAGUGAUUAUGAAACGAAAGACGCGUUGAUAAAGAAGUAAAUAGACAAGUGAUUGGCGUGGCGUAAAAGAUAAAGGUACGAUUUUUACAUCCCAACACUACACUGAGCUAUUUUUUUCACUAGUUUAAUUUAAGUUGGUUUACUUCAUAAUUUUGUGUUAAAAGCACGAAAAUCUGAUACUCUGUUGAUCUGAUGAUGAACAAUUGUCAAUGUAUUUUGGACCAUCAUUGGGUCUGGUAAAACGUCAAACGUCAUGACACCAGUAUCGAAUUGCCCUUUCUCGUUUAUUUACAUAUUCCACACAGUUAUUCUCUUUUUUUGAGAGAAUGCGAUGGAUUUUUUCUCUGUCUAUUUACUUCCGUACAACGGGCCACUGAAGUGGCUGAAAAUACAGGUAAAAGUAAUUUAGAUAUAGUUAUGUAAAUCAAUGAUCUAGCCUCAUUAUUUCGACUUCCUAAUAUUACACAUAUUUUUUUACCUAACGAUUAGGUACUUCUUAGAACUUCAGCUAGGUACAUACUAGGUAAAACAUAUAAUAAAUAGUAUUUAAUUAUUUUUUAGUAUAAUACCAAACACCAUAUUUACAGCUGUCUAAUGACAAUAAUAUGUUGCUCAUGGCAUAAGAUACUCCGCGUCUCCGGUAAAUUCUGAGGCAGCUAACAAAAUAGCUGAUUCAUAGUGAAAAUGUGAGUUUUUAUGAAGCUUUUCAUACUUCCGUAUAUACAUCUUCCCUUUGUUUUUUUAUUAUAUUAUAUUUUUUGUAUGUAUAUUACGUGAUCCUAAAUAGAAAAUACGUUUAUGUCAUAAGCAAGUAAAUAGUAAUGUUUUAGUUUGUAUUGGUAGUAUGGUACGCCAACCAUAAAAAAAUCAUAUUCAUUUUCAAUUAGAGAAUAAAGAUAAAAGAAAAAAAAAACAAAAAACGACAUAUUUGAACAGUAUCAACAGUAUUGGUUUUACAGCAUAAUAUAUGUUUUUUCUUGUAUAAGAAAUUUUCUUCCUGUCCGGUUUUGAAAAAUUUAUGAACAGUUUAAAAAAAAAAUCAUAAAAAAAGAAAAGCUCACAUUGCAGUUAAUUUAACACCGAUUUAUUUAAUCAGACAGAAAGAUCCGUAAAUUUUCAUGAUAAAAAUUGUAGACACAAUAUUAUAAAUAGCCGAAAGUUACUAUGUUAUAAAUAAUAUUAGCUUUAGGUCUAAACUCUCGUGUCCAUAUUGCUCAAUAAGUCCUAAGGUGGACUCGAUUUAGCUUAAGGUUAUAGGAGAGCAAUAAAGGGCUUAUAUGUAUGUAGUUAAGCUAAGUAAACAUUUUGAAUAUAAAAUCGGGUAUACAAGAAAGUUAAUUCCGAUUCUUUUCGAACAAGAAAGGCAAAUUUUCCGACUCUCUACAAAAGAAAACUUUUCUGAAUAUACGAAUAAACACGUAAGGAACUAGACUCGAUUAAAAUAUCUAAUAUAUUGUCAAUUAGAACUGUAACCUAUGUUAGACUCCGCGCCACGAAAGAAGUCCUAAAACCUGAACUAAAAUUGGCAGCGCCUUACGCAAAUGAACAUAAGACCGCCAUUACCAAAUGACAAUGACCGCCAUUAAGUCAUUAGCGCCGCGUCUCUUGUUUCGUGGCGCGAAGUAUAGUAACAGUAUACCUAUAACACCAAGAAGAACUUAUAUAACUUGUAAAAAAAAUCCAAAACGAAUGGCUAUGUCUUCUGAUAUUUAUGCGGUACAUACAGGCAUUAUGUUUAUAAUGUCUCUACCAACACGUAGUAAAGUAAAAUUUCAACAGUAUAGGGGUGUAAAAUACCUCACUAAAGUAUACUGCUAUUAUGAUUCGUAUAUCGGUAUAACCGUUUUUAUAUUCUACUAGUAGUUACCAGUGGCGAAGGAUGGAAUUUAGAUGAAGGUAAGCCGAAAGAAAAGGAAAUGCAUAUAGCGUGAUACAAACUUUUCUCAUAUAUUUAGAUACAGUACAACAAUGAAUACGUAUGGAUUUUAAAGGUAAUCCGACAGGAAUCGGCUUGCAUGAACUCUUCGGCGCUGGUAGUUAUAUUAAUACAUACACCAAUCACAGAUAUUCUAAGUUCUAAGUAAAUAUAUCUAAAGAUAAUAUAAAUGUACGCCCUCUUAAAAUUACUUUGUUCUCCAAAGCGGUAUAGGGUACUUACUAUUACUAGGUACUUAGGUAGAAUAAAAGAAUUACUAGUCCAUGUAAUGUUAAUGUAUAUUGACUUCCGCUGGCCGUUCUAUUACCAUUAUUUUCUAAAAAAAAAAAUAAGUAGAUAAGUACGAGUAAAUUGCAUUAUAGCGAAAAUUGGAUAUUUUGGUUUAAGGCUUUUACGGGAAUAUCUGAUCCUAACAUAACAAUAUCUGUUACUAGAUUACCAAUGAUAUUGAAAUAUCUAUGAGUAAUAAUAACGAUUAAUAUAACGGAUAAUAAAGUUAAUACACGGUUGCUUGGGCACUCAAAAUUAUUUCCCGCGGGAGGGUUAAGUUUUUUUUAUAAAUUUUUAACCCAUUAGAGGUCAAAUGAAAAGUACAAAUGAUAUUUUUAAAUAAUCUUUACUUACUUAUUAAAAAACAAAGAAAAAAGCAUGAAAUUAAAGAAAAUACUGAAAAAUAUUAGUUUUCAUGAAAUUACAGGGGUGUACACAACUGAGUACAAUGACCACUUAUGUAUAAAAAAUUUCUAAACACGCUUUUUCAACACAAAGUGUUUUAAGACACUUCUUGCAUUACCAGCGCACUCUUGCAAGACAAAGGACACACUGCAGCGGUGUUUCAGUUUUGACGGGAAAGUGACCUAUUCAUAGUAUAGUAUCAUUACUCGUUUAUCGUUACUAGUAUCAUUACUCAUUACAUAUAAACGCAAAGAAUUAGCAUCAGACUAAUCCAACAUGUAAGUAAAUAACACCUACCACCACUUUUUACCAUGAACAGCAAUUCUGUAUACCGAGAUAGACUGGUCAAGUUCAUCAACACCACCCAUAUUUUUGUUGUAAGUUUGAGAUAAAUGUGGUAUCUCUACGUCUGUUUUCUCUCGCUUUUUUGGAACUGCUUCGCUUGACAGUCCAUAAUGGUUCUAUGGUGUCGUAGUUAGUUGCCAUUGUACAUACACUAUUGUUAUUAUCUUUGCAUUAUCUUUUAUCAUUAGAUGUUGCUGCUAAGUUGUUGUCAACAAGAUGAAGGUUUCUUUUUAUAUCCCGGAACUUAUGUCUUGAUAUAGAUUUGGCGACGAAUUCCAAGCCAGUCUUCAUCUAGAGACCAGUACAUUGUUUCUCGGGGUAACUUUUCCUAUCACUGACUUGUAUGUUAGUACGUUGUGAUGUUGAAGUGUGUGAAGGAGCACAUUUCCGCCAGAUUGGCAUUGGAUCGGAUUGGCGGGUAACAUCUUGACGUCUUCUUUUUGACGCCAGUGGUUCAUCAUUACUAUCGUCGUUACUGCCAUCUUCAGGAUUUGUAAAUACCUCUAUAGUGUCAGGUACAUCAUGCGGCAUGAAACACCCUGCUAUAUCCUCUUCGGCACCUUCCUCUUCAUCAGUCAAUGCACUUGAAUCGGGUGGUAUAAUAGCAAAAUCACUUUCUUCGUCAUCACUAUCUCGUAAACCACCAUCAACAGCUUCCUCAAGCCCUAGAUAGCAUUCUCGAGGUGUAAAUUGUUGUUUAUUCAUUGUAAGGAAUAUGUAAACUAAACCAGUUAUUUUACUUACGUAUGUUGUCAUUGUACGCAAACGCGUACAGUACAAUUUGUAUGACCCUAGUUUCAUUGUGGUUGCAAAUAACUUAUUGUAUUCUAAUUCAAAUCUUACUUUGACAUCUAUUUUCUACAAAUGUUAUGAAAAAACAAACUUUUAAUCGAUGGUUAUGAAAAAAAAUAUAAUAUCAUUCACUUACGUGCACAAUGUUUCCGUGAUGCAACUUCAACUGACACAAUUUAUCAAAAAAUGUCAGACUACCCGCGUAAUGUUUAACAAAAUAUCUAAACAGUUUUAUAAUAAAGCAAAAUUAUAUGAUUACCCUACUUAACUUUCCGAGUUCUACAAUCUACACCUAUGGAUAUGUCUGUACUCAGUUGCGUACAGUGACCUCAAAUGGGUUAAUAGUGAUCUUUAUUUUAUAAUUAUGAUAUUAACAUUGUCAAAAUUAUAAAAAAAGACUAAUAAAUAUAUGGGAGUUAAAUCGAUUGAUACAAGAUUAUACAUCGCAGGAUAACCUUUAUCUCUAAUUAUUCAUAAUGGCACUUCAUAUUGCAGAUUUAUCUACUUAAAUCAUGUAAAAAAUGAUUUUUUUUCAUUAAGUUGAAUGGUUAUUUCUCUACAGAAAUAUUUUUGUAUGAAAAUAUUUCUUCAAUGUCGGCCAGCGUCGUAGUACAAGUUAAGGGCAGUAGAAAUAGUUUAAGAGAAAAUAGUGUGUAAGUUUAAUCUUAAUUAUUAUAAUAUGCUGUUAUUCGUAAUUUAUUUUGUUGAUAUUUGUAAAUCUACAUGUUGAUAACUAUUUAUUAUGUGGAAGAGUAAUAAAAAUUGUUAAAUAUUUAUCGAGCGGAUCGAAUCUCUUUAUCAAGGCAGUGUCUCAGUUAAAACCACGAUUCGGUCCAAUAUAUUGAAAUAUACACAUCGUAAUUUUAAGUAGAAUAUUAUUAUAAGAUAUGUACCAAAAAAAAAAUGAAACAUGAUUAGCCAUGAUAUGCCAUAACCAAUAGCCAAUGGCCAAACAUAAUAAGCCAUACAAGUGGCCAUCUUGCCUUAACAUAGACACACUAUUAUUUAAAUAAUAUACCUAUAUAUUAUAUACACGUAAUAUAUUAAAAAGAGUAGAAAAGAUCAUGUUUAUAUAUUGAAAUAAUAGUUAAAACAUACUUAAUCAUACGUAGUUGGUAAAUAAUACAUAGUAAUAUUAAAUGGUGGACACCAAAAAUUCAUAUUAUUUGUCUGUAAACGGGAUCAUCUCAAAUGAGACAUGUAACAGUAAAUUAUUUUACAUGCUAUUGUUAGGUACUCGUAUAUUAUACAAGUACUAAAAAUAAUAUAUCAAACAUAUUGUUACACAUAUCAUUACAUCAUUUGUAUGGAAAUUAAGAUAUAAUCAUUGCAGUCCAUGAUAGUGCAUUUCAUUCACAGUAAUAUAUAAGCACAAUCUAUUUAUGUACUUACUUUUAUCAAAAUGUGAAUUCAUAAUAAAUACCUAAUAAUUGUUAUGAAUAAUUUAAAAUUAUACUAUACUGUACUUAAAUUUAGGGUAAAUUAAAAAGGAAAAUAAUUUUAUAAGGUAAAA
Bicyclus anynana (squinting bush brown) is the source of this 7869-nucleotide messenger RNA. RefSeq names its product RNA-binding protein 24-like. The record is from RefSeq and is a predicted model, not a curated record. The transcript has 5 exons. Gene Ontology annotation, cellular component: cytosol. Gene Ontology annotation, molecular function: RNA binding. The coding region runs from base 158 to 946 and encodes 262 amino acids. NCBI's taxonomy places the organism in Eukaryota, Metazoa, Arthropoda, Insecta, Lepidoptera, Nymphalidae.